AUGGCGCUGAAUCACAAACCUGUGAUGAUAAAUCGCGGACAAAACCACGUCGGUUUCUCUUGGAAAGACGUGAAAGGGUUAAGUGACCUCACUUGCGUCCUGCAAGUGUUGAACGAGCUGAAAGAGUGGGCUGUGGUGUACUGGGGGCCCAAAAACGAAGUCACAGUCAAGGACUUGGCCCCUUGUACUUGUUACGAUUUUAGGAUAAAAUCGGAAUCAAGCGAAUGGAUUCAGUUCAAAGGCGCGACUCUAGACGGCCCUUAUGUGACCAUGCACUUGACUCGGGCCAUCAAAAUUGGGAAGACGCCCCUGAUCCGGAAAAUAGCGCACUCCCGUCCAAUUUUACUCGAAGUUGAAAAUAAGUACAUGAAAACACCCCUAGUCCAAGCAAUUGAGAAAAAUGACCCAACUUUGGUCAAUUUUUUAAUAACGCUGGGUGCCAAUGUUAACACUCCUUCUUUUUACACCAGGAAGAGUCCUCUAGCUGUUGCUGUAUCGCUCGGACACCUGUCGGUGGCGAAUUUAUUGAUUGAUAAAGGUUGUGAUACUAACACAACCGAUAUUAACGGCCUCACUUUGUUACACCAUGCUGUCGAUUCGGGUAACACCGAGAGUGUUAAAUUCGCCCUAAAAAUUGGUUCAAAUGUGGACGCGAGGGACUGUAACGGAUGGACACCAUUAAUGCGAGCUGCUAUUUUGUCGUGCAGUGACGAAAUUGUGGAUAUUUUACUCGAAAAUGGUGCCUCAAAGUGUCUCAAAGAUAAAAACGGGUUCGAUUUUGAGAAAUAUAAGCACCUCGCGAAAAAAUUAAUCUAGUCGUUUUACAUUUGCACCCAUCUGCACAUUUGUGCUCCGUAGAUUACAUUACCAAGCUAUCAAACAUCACCAUUCUUCUCACCAAAGUUACGUUCUCGCAAGAUCCACACACUUCCUAUGACCUUAAAUUUUUGCUGCUUCUUUAAUAUGGGCUACGGCUACUGUGUAU
Molecule: messenger RNA, 985 nt
Organism: Tribolium castaneum (red flour beetle)
Lineage: Eukaryota; Metazoa; Arthropoda; Insecta; Coleoptera; Tenebrionidae
Product: fibronectin type 3 and ankyrin repeat domains 1 protein
Exons: 2
Coding region: 1-816 (271 amino acids)
Molecular function (GO): protein binding
Source: RefSeq, a predicted model, not a curated record